GCACACCUACCCACCCCUUGCACGAUCUGACAACAGUGUUUCUUCACUGUCAGUACACAGCAGACGCAGUGCUCCGUGCCGCUUGGCACUUCGUUUCAAGGCCAAUAAACCAUGAUGUUAUGAGGGUCUGACAAGUCAGGCUGUUGCAAGUCAAGUUGUUAAAUGAUUCCAUUGAUGUGUCCAUCUGGUGUCCUAGCAAAUCGAUGAUGGGGACCUGCAGUGGGCUGUUGACCCUGGUGGAGGGCAGGUGAGUGCAGCUUGACAGCAAGAGGCCCGGGGCUUGUUGAGAGCAAGCAAGAGAGAGGGGAGAACGAGAGGGAGCGCGUGUGUGUGUGUGUGUCUGCGCGUCAGCGAGAGAGGGAGAAGGACUGAGCGAUGGGGAACACCGCCACCAAGUUCCGCAAGGCGCUGAUGAGCGGCGACGAGGGCCUGGCGUGGCAGCUGUACGAAAGCAACCCGCAGUUCAAGGAGUCGCUUGACCCCAACGCGUCCUACGGCGAGCCCUACCAGCACAACACGCCGCUGCACUAUGCCUCCCGGCACGCCAUGACACGCCUCAUCAGGUCCUUUCUCUUCUGCAAGGACGGCAACCCCAACAAGCGCAACGUGCACAACGAGACGUCGCUCCACCUGCUGUGCAUGGGCCCCCAGAUCCUGCUGGCCGAGGGGGCCCUGCAGCCGCGGCUCCUGCGUCCACUCCAGGACGAGCAGCGGCGGGCCGACUGCCUUCAAAUGGCGCUCAAGUGGACCGGCGCCAAGCUGGCCGCUGGCGAGUAUGAGCGGGCCGACGUCAAUGCCGCCGACAACCGCAAGAGCACGUGCCUGCACUACGCCGCUGCCGGGGGCAUGAAGACCUGCGUGGAGCUGCUGGUGAAGAGUGGUGCAGACCUGUUUGUGGAGAACGAGGAGCGUGAGACGCCGUGCGACUGUGCCGAACGGCAGCAUCACAAGGAGCUGGCCCUCAGUCUGGAGUCGCAGAUGGUCUUCUCUAAGGACCCUGGCGCCCAGGACAUCGAGGCUGAGUACGCCGCACUGGACCGCCGGGAGCCGUAUGAAGGGCUGAAGCUGCAGGAACUGCGGCGCUUGAAGGACAUGCUGAUAGUGGAGACGGCGGACAUGCUGCAGGCACCGCUCUUCACGGCCGAAGCUUUGCUGCGAGCGCAUGACUGGGACAGGGAGAAGCUUCUGGAAGCUUGGAUGUCCAACGCCGAAGACUGCUGCCAGCGCUCGGGGGUCCAGAUGCCCACGCCGCCCCCUAGUGGCUACAACGCCUGGGACACCCUGCCCUCCCCCCGCACCCCGCGCACCACCCGCUCCUCCGUCACCUCGCCCGAUGAGAUCAGUCUUUCCCCAGCCGAGGACGGCCUUGCUCUGUGUGGGAUCUGCAUGUGCAGCAUCUCUGUGUUCGAGGACCCAGUGAACAUGCCCUGUGGACACGAGUUCUGUCGAGCAUGCUGGGAAGGGUUUUUGAACCUGAAGAUCCAGGAGGGUGAAGCACACAACAUCUUCUGCCCAGCCUAUGACUGCUUCCAGCUGGUUCCAGUGGAGGUCAUAGAGAGUGUGGUUUCCAGGGAGAUGGAUAAGCGCUACCUUCAGUUUGAUAUCAAGGCGUUUGUAGAUAAUAACCCUGCCAUCCGCUGGUGCCCUGUGGCCCGCUGCGAGCGGGCGGUGCGCCUCACCAGGCCUAGUCCUGCCUCCUCUGACCCCCUCAGCUUCCCCCUGCUGCGCGCCCCUGCUGUGGAUUGUGGGAAGGGUCAUCUAUUCUGCUGGGAGUGUCUGGGUGAGGCCCACGAGCCGUGUGACUGUGAGACGUGGAAGCUGUGGCUACAGAAAGUCACCGAGAUGAAGCCAGAAGAAUUGGCUGGCGUAAGCGAGGCUUACGAAGACGCUGCCAACUGCUUGUGGUUACUCACCAACUCCAAACCCUGUGCCAACUGCAAGUCGCCCAUCCAGAAAAAUGAAGGCUGCAAUCACAUGCAGUGUGCCAAGUGUAAGUAUGACUUCUGCUGGAUCUGUCUGGAGGAGUGGAAGAAGCACAGCUCCUCCACAGGUGGAUACUACCGCUGCACACGCUAUGAGGUCAUCCAGCAGGUGGAGGAGCAGUCCAAGGAGAUGACUGUGGAGGCAGAGAAGAAGCACAAGAGCUAUCAGGAACUCGAUCGCUUCAUGCACUAUUACACACGCUACAAGAAUCAUGAACACAGUUACCAACUGGAACAGCGACUCCUUAAAACAGCCAAAGAGAAGAUGGAACAACUGAGCCGUGUUUUCAUGGGAAGAGAGGGCUCUCCUCCAGACACUACGUUCAUUGAAGACGGCGUACAGGAACUCCUCAAGACCAGACGCAUUCUCAAGUGCUCUUAUCCAUAUGGUUUCUUUCUAGAACCCAAAAGCACAAAGAAAGAAAUAUUUGAACUUAUGCAGACGGAUCUGGAGAUGGUUACAGAGGAUCUUGCACAGAAAGUCAACAGGCCUUACCUCCGCACCCCUCGCCACAAAAUCAUCAGUGCCGCCUGCCUGGUGCAGCAGAAGAGGCGUGAGUUUCUGGCCUCGGUGGCCCGGGGUGUGGCCCCCAACGACUCGCCAGAGGCCCCACGCAGGAGUUUUGCCGGUGGAACGUGGGACUGGGAGUACCUAGGUUUUGCCUCACCUGAGAUGCUGAGGGAUCCCUCCGUUGUGGGAGGGACCGGACACAGUGAGGGCUAUGAACACGUGGGAGGACAGCCGCAGGAAUACUCUGAGUUCCAGUACAGACGCAGACACCGGCAGCGUCGGCGAGGCGACAUGCUGAGUCUCCACAGUCUGCGGAGCAACACACCUGACCCCAACGAAUCCAGUGACAGCACUUUAGAUGGGCCAGAAGGAGGUGGAAGCAGACGACGCCUCAACGUCUCAACAGCACUUGGUUCUCUCGAUGAGGACGACCCCAACAUCCUGCUGGCCAUCCAGUUGUCCCUCCAGGAGUCCGGAAUGAGCACGGACACGGACCCUCAGGACAGCCUGAGCGGCGAGGCCUCGCUGGGGGCCAUCGGCUCGUCGCUGCCCUCGCGUCUGGACCCGGCGCCGCACGCCCUGGAUCUCCCGCGCGCCUCCCUCAGCAGCUCGCAGCUCCUGGAGCUGGGCGACAGCCUCAUGCGGCUUGGCGGACUGACCGACGCGCUCAGGCCUUACGGGGACUCCUCGUCCGCCUCCUCCUCCCUCGCCCCCGGACUCACCACCACCACCGCCACCACCACCACCUCCGUCAGCGUCUCGGACCCCUUCUCCCCCAGCGACCCCGACUGUUUGGACCCCUCGGCCAACGCCAACCUGCUGGGCAACAUCAUGGCCUGGUUCCAUGACAUGAACCCGCAGAAAAUUGCACUGGUGCCCACGGACGACUCCGCUGACCCACUCCCACUGGACGAGGCCGAGCCCCAGCUCCAGGAACAGGCCUCCGAGGUCCCCACGCAGCGGCAGCAGCAGCCCCAGGACGAGGAGACUGGCACGGGCAAGGAGGAGGAGGAGGAGGAGGUGGAACUGUGGCCGCCCUGCCCAGCCCUGGAGGAGACGGGGGGGCUGGUGCUGCAGAGGCCUGACCUGCUGGAGCUGGGCUGUGUGGAGGACGAGUGUUUGCCCAGCGCCACCAAGCUGACCAUGGAGGUGGGCGUCGCACUCACGCCGGCAGACACAGAGGGCUCUGCCCCGCCCCAAAAGCAGGAAGAGGACCAGGAGGAGGAGGAAGAGGAGAAGGAGGAGGAGGAGGAGGUGGUGGUGAAGGAGGAGGAGGAGGAGGAGAAGGGGGAUGGGUGUCGUCGUGACAAUACCCACCCCACAGAGCUACCCUCUGAGUGGGAGGAGCAGGUGCACCUUGUGUGAGGACAGACACACACACACACACACACACACACACACACACACACACACACACAAGCACU
Molecule: messenger RNA, 3917 nt
Organism: Alosa alosa (allis shad)
Lineage: Eukaryota; Metazoa; Chordata; Actinopteri; Clupeiformes; Clupeidae
Gene: ankib1a
Product: ankyrin repeat and IBR domain containing 1a
Exons: 21
Coding region: 376-3858 (1160 amino acids)
Biological process (GO): ubiquitin-dependent protein catabolic process; protein polyubiquitination; positive regulation of proteasomal ubiquitin-dependent protein catabolic process
Cellular component (GO): ubiquitin ligase complex; cytoplasm
Molecular function (GO): zinc ion binding; ubiquitin protein ligase activity; ubiquitin conjugating enzyme binding
Source: RefSeq, a predicted model, not a curated record